UUUUUAUUUAUUUACUUUUUUAAGAAACCGAAAUUGAAUUUCGCCGCCAACGCGCGUCCUCUUGUCGGCAUCUUUUCUUUCGUGUCUUUUUAUUCGGUUUUAAGUGUCGAUAGUUAAACUCUUUGAUUGCCCUUCAUAUCGUGAAAAACCGUUGCGCCGUGUGUGUGUGUGUGUGUGUCUGUGUGUGUGUUUGACGGAAAGAGUUCAAUAGUGGCACGAAGGUACCAACAACAAACGAAAAGAAGGACAAAAAACAAAAAAAAAGAGACGAAAAUUGUCGUUCACUUUGCGAUAUGGCAGCCGUCGUGCCGCCGCCGCCAGCCCACGGCCAGCCGCAACAACAUCAUCAACGACUCAACAAGAUGACCGAUCUCACCGACAUGUGGCAAGAUAUUGAGAGCGUUUUAUUGGAUGAAGGUCCAAACGCUUGCGUUGCUACCGCGGGACACGCUUCCGGCGGCGACCCGCUCGCUUACCAUCACUACCACGCCAUCCAUCAUCCGAUUGCAGCUCAUCAGAUGAGUCUUGUUCAUCCAGGAUUCCAGCAGCACCCCAUCAACCAUCAAGGCGCGACGUACAGUGAUGUGACGGGCGAGCCGGUUAUUAAGAACGAACCCGUCGACCUGAUCAGUCACCAAACGGACGACACUAGCGGCUCUUACAGUUUCGGCAACAACGCGGCCAGCCAUCACUUGACGCAGUAUCACGUCCAGCAGCAUCACUACUAUCCGUCGAGCUCGUUCCAUCAUCAAGCGAAUAACGCGUCGGCCGACCACGGCGGCAGCGGUUACGCCAGGUCGGCUUCGACGACGGCGAGAGAUUGCCUCUAUCAGCCGGCGGCGUCCAAUCAUCACGCCGCCGUUCACGCUAGGGCGUCGAGCAAUCCGUCGAUUAGCAGCCCGUCUCCGUCGCCUAACAGCAGCAAUAGCAACAGCAGUUACGCUGCGUUCGGCCAUCAUCAUCAUCAUCAUCCGUCGGCUUACGCGUACGGACCGGUGGCCGUGCCGAUGGCCCACAAUGGCCUACAUCAUCAGCAGGGCGUGUUGGCCGCGUCGCAUCAUCAUUUGACGGCCAGCGGCGGCAGGUUUGCGCACCACCAUCCGCCGUUUGGCCGUCACCAUCCGCCGGGCGCGAGGGUGGCCGUCUCGACGCCGCCCUGUUCGCCUCAGGUGACGGCCGAGACGCUCAAUCCUUCGGCCGUUCAUCAUCACAAUCAGAUGCAAUUACAUCAUCAUCAUCACCACCAUCACUCGCAUUUAUUACAUCCGUCCACGUCGCAACAGCAACCGCCUCCUCCGCCGACAGGGCAAACAUCAGCCGGCCCAUCUGGGCCGUUGAUUAAAUCCAAACGCGGACGGAAACGUUGGGGUCGCAAAAAAGUGACGACGCACAUGUGCUCGUUUGCCGGAUGCGCCAAGACCUACACGAAAUCGUCGCAUCUCAAGGCCCAUCACAGGACGCACACGGGCGAGAAACCGUACCAGUGCUCGUGGAAGGGUUGCGGAUGGAAAUUCGCCCGCUCCGACGAAUUGACCCGCCACUACCGCAAACAUACGGGCGACCGGCCGUUCCAGUGCCGCUUGUGCGAGCGGGCCUUUUCGCGCUCCGACCAUCUUGCCUUGCACAUGAAACGGCACGUGACUGCCUAAACAUUUAUUUAUUUAUUUUUUAAGAGGAAUACAAUCAAAUGAAAAAGAUUAGGUUUUGAAUUGCAAAGGGCGCGAAAAACAAAAUUCAUUUUUAUUGAUAGCACAAUUAUUAUUUUUUGUUUUGAAUGAAACUAACAAAAUGGCUGACCAAAGUUUUUAUUCUUCUGCUUUUUUACUGUUUUCGUUUGAUUAUUUUCUUGCGUUUCUUUUCGCGUUGUGUGAUGAGAGUUUGUUGAGAAAUUUAUAGGCCCUUUUUUUUUGGUUGUUUCGAACGACGCCUUGAUUCAUUUGACUUUUCAGAAAGAUCAAAUUUCUCUACUCGUUUUUUUUUUUUUUUUUGUGUGUGUUAUUUUCAAGUGCGUCUGAUUUGAUUUGAAAAAAAAAAGAAAAAAGAACAUUAUACUCGGAGAGAGAAAUCGAUCAUAUAUAUGUAUAGCACGUAGAUGUAUAGGCUUAAUUUGCGUCAUCAUCCAAAUCGUGUUUGAAUAUUUAAUCAGCAAAGAAGCUCUGCCAUUUUAAAAAGAGAGGAGCCUGUCGACGAAAAGAAUGCCCUGGCUCUUAAUGUGAACUGUAAAUAACGUCUGA
Molecule: messenger RNA, 2234 nt
Organism: Daphnia carinata
Lineage: Eukaryota; Metazoa; Arthropoda; Branchiopoda; Diplostraca; Daphniidae
Product: Kruppel-like factor 2
Exons: 4
Coding region: 294-1649 (451 amino acids)
Biological process (GO): regulation of transcription by RNA polymerase II
Molecular function (GO): DNA-binding transcription factor activity, RNA polymerase II-specific; RNA polymerase II cis-regulatory region sequence-specific DNA binding
Source: RefSeq, a predicted model, not a curated record